Zasmidium cellare ATCC 36951 is the source of this 1128-nucleotide messenger RNA. RefSeq lists its product as uncharacterized. Gene Ontology annotation, biological process: regulation of DNA-templated transcription. Gene Ontology annotation, molecular function: zinc ion binding; DNA-binding transcription factor activity, RNA polymerase II-specific. Bases 1 to 1128 code for a protein of 375 amino acids. The transcript has 2 exons. The record is from RefSeq and is a predicted model, not a curated record. Lineage: Eukaryota; Fungi; Ascomycota; Dothideomycetes; Mycosphaerellales; Mycosphaerellaceae.
AUGGGCGGCACUGCUAUUGAUCCCGCACUGUCCUCGGAAGACAUCACUGAAAACAAUACUGACCAAGAUGGCGAGCAGCUUCCACCCGGCACGCAGCCAGGCCAUCCAGGCCAGCCAGCCCAGACAGUUCUCCCACAACCCGUGCUGCACAACGCACCAGACCCAUACCGACUUCCUCCAGUCUUCGCGACAGGCUAUCCGCAGCAGCCGCCACAGAUGGGAGGCUAUCCUCCAGCUCAGCCCGCCCCUCGCCAGCGUACUGCCAUCGCGUGCCACUACUGUCGGAGACGCAAGAUUCGCUGCUCUGGUUUCGAUCAGUCUGAGGACGGCCGCUGCACCAACUGCGUGCGCUUCUCGCAAGAGUGCAUCUUCACUCCCGUGAGCGCCCAGACUCAGGCAUUCGUCCCGGCGCAUGCGCUGUAUCGGGGCCAGAACGCACCCGCCAACCAGCCGCUGUAUGGCGCAUACGGCCAGCCUCUCCCACCGCAUGCGAAUCGCGACCAGCAGCAAUACCAACCUCAGCAGCAGCAACCGGGCCAAUAUCCUCCCACGCCGCAGGGCUACCAGCAGCCGCCCAUGUAUCCGCAGCAGCCUCCUCAAGGCGCUCCUCAGAUGCAAGGUACGAAUUCUGACGCCGGUCGCAAGCGGCCAAACGACGAGCCACACACACCUACCCUUCCGCCACCCAACCCGGGCGCGCACGCGCAAAUGCCUCAGCAUCGUGGUCCAGGUGGUGACGGGUACAGCUACCCCGAUCCAUCUGGUCAUCCUCCUGCUGGUGCGUCGCCCGCUUCUUCUACCACCUCUUAUCCCUAUCCUCCCCAGCCAUACUACACCCAGCCCAUGGCCCAGGCGCGUCGUGCGUCGCCGCAGAGCGCGUACUCGUACGACGGCUCGCGUGCGUCCUCGUCGCCGCACACGCUUGGGCCUCCAGGCACUCCCAACAGUUUCCAUCACCACCCUGGCAUGCCGUUGUCUCGUGAUGGUCGCGCCCCUCCGACUUCCGCUGCGGCGAAUGUGCAACGUUCCGGCGUCAAGAUCAACGAUCUCGUUGGCCAGGCGAAGCUGGAAGGGCGCACCUUUACGGACAACAGCAUGGUCCAGGCUCUCAACCGCGGGCCAAAGUAG